Parastagonospora nodorum SN15 is the source of this 804-nucleotide messenger RNA. RefSeq lists its product as hypothetical. Bases 1 to 804 code for a protein of 267 amino acids. The record is from RefSeq and is a predicted model, not a curated record. The transcript is spliced from 2 exons. Lineage: Eukaryota; Fungi; Ascomycota; Dothideomycetes; Pleosporales; Phaeosphaeriaceae.
AUGUUCGCGAUCAAGUGGUCUCUCUGUGCGCUAGUCGGUGUUGCCCUUGCGCAAUCCAACCAAUUCACCUCACCCGACGGCCGCGAAGAUGACCUAGGCGUCGGCGACAACCUCGACAUUAGAUGGCAGGCGGGCUGGACUGGUAGCGGAUUGCGCCAGACCAAUGUCGACUUGUUCGUCACGGGUUCCAAGAGUGGCACAUUCACCUCUGUACUCAGGCGCAACAUCUCCCUCGACCAGCCCGGCAACUACCGCUGGAAAAUCGACAUCCCAUUCGACAUCCUGCGCAAAGACAAAGACUUCGUCGUCGCCUUCGUACAGGCACGCGACCCGCCCAACUUCGACGCCACAGCCGGCAUAGGCACGAGUUCGAGCCGCGUCUUCAAAGUCGAGGAAGACUCGAAAUCAUCAUCGGGAUCCAAGGGCAAGGGGAAAAACAAGAAAGGCAAGACCAAGCUCGGCGCCAUUCUCGGCGGCGUGUUGGGUGGCCUUGCGCUGCUGAUCGGCGCGCUGGUCACGGCACUCGCGGUGCUGAGGAGCAAGAGGAAGAAGAAGCAGCAGCUCGAGGCUGGUAAGGAGAUACCACCACCGCCGCCUGUGGAGCAGCAGAAGUUUGCGAGUACGGCGGAGAUGCAGGCGAUGAGGGCGGGGGAGCAUGAUGCGCCGCCGAAGUAUGAGCCGCCGGCGGAAUUGCAGGGGAGUGAGGCGCGGAAGGAUGGGGAGGUUACUGUUAAAAGUGGUGAUAUUACAAAGGAUGGUGAGGCGAGUCGUAAAGAUGGGGAGGUGACGAAGGAUCAGAAAUGA